Messenger RNA from Mangifera indica (mango), 920 nucleotides. Its product is annotated as agamous-like MADS-box protein AGL65. The transcript has 9 exons. NCBI's taxonomy places the organism in Eukaryota, Viridiplantae, Streptophyta, Magnoliopsida, Sapindales, Anacardiaceae. Gene Ontology annotation, biological process: regulation of transcription by RNA polymerase II. Bases 119 to 688 code for a protein of 189 amino acids. The record is from RefSeq and is a predicted model, not a curated record. Gene Ontology annotation, molecular function: RNA polymerase II cis-regulatory region sequence-specific DNA binding; DNA-binding transcription factor activity, RNA polymerase II-specific; protein dimerization activity.
UGUCAUGAACUCCCCUAGAUACUCCUCUUAAUUACAUUUUGUUUUCUAGCUCUAUGUAAUUAAACUAGUAAACCCUAUUUAACUUCAUUGUUCAGAAAAUCAUUACAGGAAAUUGAAAAUGCCAAGAACAAAGUUGACAAUCAGGAGACUGGAAACUGUCCAGGCAAGGCAGUCAAAAUAUUCAAAGAGAAAAGUAGGAUUGCUGAAGAAGGCUAAAGAACUUUCAGUGCUUUGUGAAAUUGAUUUAGCCCUCCUCAUGUUCUCCCCCACGGGAAAACCAUCACUCUUUGUUGGCCACAACAAGGAUCUCAGCAAUGUGGUGGAGAAAAUGUCAAAAUUGUCUGUUGAAGAUCGUGAACAGAGGAGAGGCUACACCAUGAAGUUGUUGAAGAAAAUAUAUGCUAACUCUGACAUCGAUCCAAGAAAUUUCUCAGAGGACAGAAAUGAAGUACUCCAGUUGCAUGAAGAAAAGCUUAGGGAUGUAAAAGAAAAACUUGAAGAGAAAAGCAGAAUAUUGAGGGAAUGGAAGAAUCCCCAAAUUGUGAAUGACCUUGAACAGAUCAAAAUCAUGGAGGAACAUCUUGUGGGUUCUGUCAAUAAAAUCAGAUUUAAGAAGAGACAACUAUUGCUCGAAUACCAGCAGAAAUUUGAUGCCCUUCACCAGGCAUCUAAGGACCAGAAAGUAUAAUACAAACAAAUCUUCACAGCCUGGCACCUUCGCAGCAAUUAUCAUUUACCCUUUCAAGACAUGCAGAAAGACUCAUGCAUCAUUUAUGGCCUCUGUAAAACAUAAAUGAUAAUCUUCAUUAUAAAUUAAAUGGACCAUGUAACUGCCCAUAUUUUGAAAGUUAAUUUUGAAUUUGAGGGUUGUGCUUCUGACAUUGUCAGUUUCAUAUUUUACCCAUACUUUCUUGAGUUUA